UCGUUCCCUGGCUCUCCAUGUCACCAUCUGUGGCACAAUCCUUCUCUGUCACUCUCCCUGCCACCCCCUCCUUCUCCUUCCUCGCUCUCUAUUCCUGCCUCUCUCCGCAUCUCUCCCUCUCGCCCCUUCUCUCGCUCUCUUUCCUCCUCCUUCUCUUCUCCCUGUCACGCAUUUCGCAUCACUCCCCCUCAUUCUGGCUUUCCACCCACUCACUGUUCUCUCUCUCUCUCUCUCUCUCUCUCUCUUUCUCUCUCUCUCUCUCUCUCUCCCCACCUCCGACUGACACCCCUUUUCCCUCUAUCUCUAUUGGCUCCUUAUAGUCCUCUGGUCCCCAUUUCUCUUCUUUCCUUGGGAGGCUUCUUCCUCCACCCUGACCCCGGGCUCCCGCUUGCAGAAGCCCAUCUGUGCCCCUACCCUCCAGGAGGAGUCCUGGAGAUGGGGGGUGACGCACCAGGCGCUGGUGGGAAGUCACGGCCGGAGACCAGAUGGGAGAGGCGCUGUGGGCAGACGUGGCUACCACAGGCCUAGGAGGGGGCCCGGGCCGCAAGCGGUAUAGAAGUGGGCAUUGUGUGGGGAUCCCAGCUACGGGGUGCUCUGGGGGUACCUGGGGACUGGGCAGGGAGACGGGGCAUCAGAAUGAUAACCAGCUUGGCAGCAAGGAGGGGAGCCCUCACCCCACGGGCAGAACAGCAGUGUCAGAGCUGGAAGAAACCAGAUGCAUCGUGUCACUUGGCCCCCUCGGCUCACCUGCUGGCCUUCCUGACUGAGCUCCCUGUCUGUGCUGGGCACUGUGCUCAGCACAUUCCCACGUAAUCUUUACAGCAAACCUGGGAGGCUAAUAGCUGGCUGCUGACCGCCCUCCCUUCAGCCAUGGACACACCCGGCUAUCCUUCAUUGGUGCCCACGACCUUGGAAACUGGGAAUGCCUCUUCUGCCUGGCCCCUGGAUGCCCCCUUGGGAAACAUGUCCGUGGCCCCAAGUACGGCUGGGCUGGCCGUCCGCGGUGUCCUGAUCCCACUGGUCUACUUGGUGGUGUGCGUGGUGGGUCUGCUGGGCAACUCACUGGUUAUCUAUGUGGUCUUGCGGCACACAGCCAGCUUGUCAGUCACCAACGUCUACAUCCUCAACCUGGCGCUGGCCGAUGAGCUCUUCAUGCUGGGGCUGCCCUUCCUGGCUGCCCAGAAUGCCCUGUCCUACUGGCCCUUCGGCUCCCUCAUGUGCCGCCUGGUCAUGGCCGUGGACGGCAUCAACCAGUUUACCAGCAUCUUCUGUCUCACUGUCAUGAGUGUGGAUCGCUACCUGGCGGUGGUGCAUCCCACCCGCUCGGCCCGCUGGCGCACGGCACCGGUGGCCCGCACUGUCAGCGCGGCUGUCUGGGUGGCCUCAGCAGUGGUGGUACUGCCCGUGGUGGUCUUCUCAGGUGUGCCCCGGGGCAUGAGCACCUGCCACAUGCAGUGGCCUGAGCCGGCGGCGGCCUGGCGAGCUGGCUUCAUCAUCUACACGGCUGCGCUGGGUUUCUUUGGGCCACUGCUGGUCAUCUGUCUCUGCUACCUGCUCAUUGUGGUCAAGGUGCGCUCAGCAGGAAGGCGGGUGUGGGCACCCUCGUGCCAGCGGCGGCGGCGCUCCGAGCGCAGGGUCACGCGCAUGGUGGUGGCCGUCGUGGCGCUCUUCGUCCUCUGCUGGAUGCCUUUCUAUGUGCUCAACAUCAUCAACGUGGUAUGCCCGCUGCCCGAGGAGCCCGCCUUCUUCGGCCUCUACUUCCUGGUGGUGGCGCUGCCCUAUGCCAACAGCUGUGCCAACCCCAUCCUGUAUGGCUUCCUCUCCUACCGCUUCAAGCAGGGCUUCCGCCGGGUCUUGCUGCGGCCUUCCCGCCGUGUGCGCAGCCAGGAGCCCCCGGUGGGGCCUCCAGAGAAGACAGAGGAGGAGGAUGAGGAGGAAGAUGGGGAGGAGAGUGGGGAGAAGGGGGCGGGAAAGCAGGGGGAGGGGAAGGAGAUGAAUGGCUGGGUCAGCCAGAUCACACAGCCUGGCACCAGUGGGCAGGAGCGGCCGCCUAGCCGGAUGGCUGGCAAGGAGCAGCAGUUCCUACCCCAAGAGCCCUCAGCUGGGGAAAAGUCGGGCACACUGCACAUCAGCUGUCUGUAGGGGUCUGUGGAGGGCCAGGGUAGCUCGCGGACAGGGCAGAGGCUGUGGAUGCACCUAGGUGCCCCAGGUGCCAGGGGCCCGUGAUGGGAUGUUCUGAUCCCAUUGCUACUGAGACUCACCGCGUGAUCUCGGAUAGGCCAUUUCCCUUCGCCGUUUCCCUUCUCUGAGCCUCGUGUUCUCCUCUGUGACUCAGGGAUGGAAGUAAUUGGCCUAGACGAGCUCUGCUGGAUGAAAAGACUGGAGGAACGUCACGGCGGGGCUGACCGUCCUGAGCAGGGCCCAGGUUAAGGCAUAGGUGCAGACUGGCCAUCCUCUCAGAGACAGAGCAUCCUCAUGGAUUGAUCUGAAUCUUGGCCCUCAGAGCGAUAAACCGAGGCUGGGGUGUCCUGGGCUCAGAGUCAGGUUCA
Molecule: messenger RNA, 2549 nt
Organism: Rhinolophus ferrumequinum (greater horseshoe bat)
Lineage: Eukaryota; Metazoa; Chordata; Mammalia; Chiroptera; Rhinolophidae
Gene: SSTR3
Product: somatostatin receptor 3
Exons: 3
Coding region: 871-2142 (423 amino acids)
Biological process (GO): neuropeptide signaling pathway
Cellular component (GO): membrane; neuron projection
Molecular function (GO): somatostatin receptor activity; neuropeptide binding
Source: RefSeq, a predicted model, not a curated record